Messenger RNA from Caenorhabditis auriculariae, 1346 nucleotides. The record is from the annotation of a GenBank genome assembly. NCBI's taxonomy places the organism in Eukaryota, Metazoa, Nematoda, Chromadorea, Rhabditida, Rhabditidae.
AUGGCCUCAACGGAUACAGGAACAUCAGGCGCCUACUGGAACAGAAUCAACUAUAAAAAACUGUUGAUUGCUGGAGGCUGUGCAACGGCGGCAGUUUUGGCAGCAGGUAAUUUUUGAAAGCGAUCAUUUUUAAUGACUUUUGAGGGAUUAAAGGUUUAUUUUCACGAGAAAAAUUGUUUUUGAUGAACCAGAACUAUUUAUAUAGUGAAAAAGGCGCCUCAAUUGAAACGAAAACCCAUCAAAAACUAGGAAAAAGGAGAUUACAAGGUUUUGAGUCGUUUUCCCUCGAAAACCUAUUUUUUUAAGAAGUUUAACACUUUCAGGAAAUUUCACUGGCACAUCAAAUAUAUUCUAACACAAAAAAAACCUAAUUUAAUUAUUUUUCAGGCCUUCUCGUGUCAACCGUAACGGUCUCUGGGCUACUAACCGUGGCUCGGGCCGUAAUUCGUGGACCUUCUUCCACGGCAUUGAGAAUUCUGACUUCUGUGGCCACGACGGCUUCAGGAUUGUACGCCUACAAGAGAAUCAAGAGGAAAAGGUGGGUUUUGCGAGAUAAAUUCACAAAUUCUUCUUUUUUUCGGUUUGAAUAGCGAUUUUUUUGAUCAAAAAAAGGUUGAUUAUUCGCUUUUUUUAAUUUACAAAUUGAGCUCAAAAAUAAUUGCGAUUUCUUCAUUUUUUUGAAAAAGUGUUUAACCGGUAUUUUUGAGGUACAACUUCAUGUAGAAAAAAAUUGCGAAUUAGUUUUUUUAAUGAGAAAUUUUUUUAAAAAAAUUUCAAUUUUUUUGAUUUUUUUAAAGCAAACUGGCGAAUUUUGAUUUGAGAGUAGUCCCUAUAGGGGUUAAAAGCGAUAAAAAACGCUAUAAAAAUCAAGGUGGUCCCUACAGGAGUUUAGGGUCUGACCCUUAGCCCCGAAAGCUCAAGUGGGCCCUAAAGGGUCUUUAAAUUUCAAAAAACGCUUGUUUAUUCACUUUUUUGCAUAGAGUAUGUAAAAAUUAUCGACUAGCAUGUCCCCUAUAGGGAUCACUUUUUGCAAGCUUUAGUGGACCCUAUAGGGGCUGGUAAAAGUGGUGUCUAAGGUUGCCCCUAUAGGGACCACUCUGGAGUUCCUACGAGUGUUUUGAGGUACAAAUCUAGGUUCAAAAAAUUGGCAAUUCGUUUUUCUUGAAGCUUUUUUCCAUAAAUAAUUUUAUUUUCUUUCCUUUUAUUGUACCCUUUUCAGAUAUCAACAUUAUGCUGUUCCUCGCGUGCCUAGAAAUACUCAUUUCAAGGCGACUUCCCGGAAGAUUUCCUCGAAUCGAGCUCUCAGAAGACGUCAGCCAAGGGAUCACGAUUCUGAAUCGGAUUAA